Molecule: messenger RNA, 708 nt
Organism: Eimeria necatrix
Lineage: Eukaryota; Apicomplexa; Conoidasida; Eucoccidiorida; Eimeriidae
Product: ABC transporter, putative
Exons: 6
Biological process (GO): translational initiation; translational termination; ribosomal subunit export from nucleus
Molecular function (GO): ATP hydrolysis activity; ATP binding; iron ion binding
Source: RefSeq, a predicted model, not a curated record
CGGCUGCACUUCUACGAAUACCCCGCGUUGACGAAAACCCUCGGGAAUUUCAAACUCAGUGUUGAAAAAGGGAGUUUUUCAGACUCUGAAAUAGUGGUUAUGCUGGGCCAGAACGGCACUGGCAAGUCAACCUUCAUCAGAAUGCUCGCUGGCUUGCUGUCGCCAGACAACUCGGAGGCGCUGCCGAGUUUUGCAGUUUCUUACAAACCCCAAAUUGUCACUGCCAAGUUCCAGGGCACUGUCAAGGAGUUGUUUUACGCAAAGAUUCGCGACGCGUUUAAUCACCCUCAGUUCCAGACCGACGUCGUGCGGCCUCUCGACCUGGAACAAGUCAUGGACCAGCCCGUGCAGCUUCUCUCCGGGGGAGAACUUCAAAGAGUGGCUCUUAUUGUGGCUUUGGGAAAACCCGCAGACAUUUAUUUAAUUGAUGAACCCUCAGCUUACUUGGACUCUGAACAGAGAAUUGCAGCCAGCAAAGUCAUCAAACGGUUCAUUUUGCAUGCAAAGAAGACGGCGUUUGUGGUUGAACACGACUUCAUAAUGGCGACUUAUCUUGCAGACCGAGUCAUAGUCUUUGAGGGCGAGCCAGGGCAAGGUUUGCUGCGCGGCGAGCUCGCCGGACAGCCUCGUGAGCGGCAUGAACCGCUUUUUGAGGGUUUUGCAAAUUACUUUUCGAAGAGACCCUUCGAACUUCAGACCUCGAAUUAA